Molecule: messenger RNA, 1050 nt
Organism: Scomber japonicus (chub mackerel)
Lineage: Eukaryota; Metazoa; Chordata; Actinopteri; Scombriformes; Scombridae
Gene: cdca5
Product: cell division cycle associated 5
Exons: 1
Coding region: 1-798 (265 amino acids)
Source: RefSeq, a predicted model, not a curated record
AUGAAGGAAAAGACGCCUCGGAGCAUAAUGUCGGAGUCUAAUAAUAGUAUUACAGGCUCGCAGAGGAGACGAUCACCUAGGCUGAGCUCUCCUCCUUCUUUGCUAAAUGAUAACAAAAUGGCGGUGUUGCCAGUGGUUAACGUUGCCGUCAAACGUUCAAUCACGGUGAGGAAAAUAGCCCCCAGAAAAACAACAGCACCGUCGGAGCACAACAAGGAGAACACACCGAGGAUAUCAGAGGGGAACCAACAGCAAGGGAAGCUUAAGGUUUCCACCCCAUGUCCUGCUCCAGAGGAUGGGCGCUCCUCAUCGGGUAAGAGGAAGAAGAAGGCCGUGAUGCCCUCACCGAUCCUCCCUCCUUCAUCUCCUCCUCCUCCACCACCACCACCGGCUGAAGAUGCAUCAGACUCGGCGUGGACUCAGAAGGUGCGUCGGUCCUACAGCAGGCUCAGCGAUAAGUCCUUCAACUCCCCCAACUCAAGAGAGACUCUGUUCGGUUUUGAGAAGCUGCAGACCCCCGAGGUUGGCCCCAGAGUCCGCGCAUCCAAGGAGGCCUCUGCUGUCUCCCUGUCAGGUCUGAACUCAUUCAUGUCUAUGCUGGAGGGGGCGGCGGCGGAUGACUGCGGCGGGUCAGCUGCACCCGAGGUGGACACUGACAUCCCCGGAGUGGCCGUGGUGAAGGAGAAGAGGAGGAGGAAGAAGGUGCAGCAGAUAAACAGCACAGAGCUGGAGGAGCUGGCUGCAAAGAUGAACGCAGAGUUUGAGGAGGCUGAGGAGUUUGAGCUGAUCGUGGAGUAAAUACUGAGAUGGACUAAAAAGACUAUUUUCAUAUGGCUUAGUGAUGUGUUGGUAUAUCUUCAUGCUAUGAUUAUCAUUGGUAAAAUAUCACCAUAUAUAUAUUAUCAUGAUAAUCAUCAGCUGUUUACUGAAGUGGUGCCAUUAAUGCCAAAAUGUAGUUCAAUCACUUCACCUGGGAUUGUAUUCACUGCACAGUAGGGCUGGGCAAUAAUCAAUAUUACAUAUUAUUGUGAUAUGGUACAUGUUUCUAGC